Drosophila persimilis is the source of this 698-nucleotide messenger RNA. RefSeq names its product peptidoglycan-recognition protein SB1 (gene PGRP-SB1). Gene Ontology annotation, molecular function: N-acetylmuramoyl-L-alanine amidase activity; peptidoglycan binding; zinc ion binding. The coding region runs from base 1 to 630 and encodes 209 amino acids. Gene Ontology annotation, biological process: peptidoglycan catabolic process; innate immune response. The record is from RefSeq and is a predicted model, not a curated record. The transcript is spliced from 3 exons. NCBI's taxonomy places the organism in Eukaryota, Metazoa, Arthropoda, Insecta, Diptera, Drosophilidae.
AUGCCUUCCGAGUGCCAGAAGAUCUCACAGUUUAGCGAAAGAUCGAAAGAGCAGCAACAUACGAUGACGACAAACAAGUUUCUGGCAGCUCUAAUGGCACUCUGUGCCAUAGCUCUCUCCGCUGAGGCCCUGAACAUUGAGCCGCGCAGCAGUUGGGGUGCAGUGGCUGCCCGUUCGCCUGCCAGGAUAAGUGGCGCCGUUGAUUAUGUGAUCAUACAUCAUUCGGACAAUCCCAAUGGCUGCAGCACUUCAGAUCAGUGCCAGCGAAUGAUCAAGGCCAUACAGACGGACCACAAGGGCAGGCGAAGCUUCAGCGACAUUGGCUACAACUUCAUUGUCGCCGGCGAUGGGAAGGUGUACGAGGGACGAGGCUUUGGCCUGCAGGGCUCCCAUGCCCCCAACUAUAAUCGCAACAGCAUUGGCAUUGUGUUUAUUGGAAACUUUGAGAGCACCAAGCCAUCCUCGCAGAUGCUGCAGAAUGCCAAGGAUCUGAUUGACAAGGCCAAGCAGGGGGGAUACCUAAAGAACACCUACACGCUGCUGGGACAUCGCCAGACCAAAGCCACCGCCUGCCCGGGCACGGCGCUCUUCAAUGAGAUCAAGACAUGGCCCAACUGGAGGAGCAUUUAAGAGGGGACUCUCAUUAGUUCUUUAUUAGUUUUAAGUUUUCUGCUAGAAUACAUUUUGUACAAAGAGAA